This is a messenger RNA of Orbicella faveolata, 1068 nucleotides long. Its product is annotated as putative serine esterase Mb1866c. Lineage: Eukaryota; Metazoa; Cnidaria; Anthozoa; Scleractinia; Merulinidae. The record is from RefSeq and is a predicted model, not a curated record.
UUAAUCAUCGUACUUGAAAAUCCGCAAGAUUGUUGGAUGAGCAGUAGUCAGUAGUCUACUCUGCAGGGUCUCCUUCGAUCUUCCAAAGGUACUAUUAACUGUGGAUCUUCUUGGAAAAACCGGGAUGAAGAAGGAGACUCUGCUCGCAGUGUAUCAGUAAUCAGCACUGUAUUUGGGAAUUUUGCGAGGUAUGCAAUGAUUUACUCACAAAAUUGCAAAUGGGCUCGCAUGCAAACUUAAGACUUAUUAACUUACAGUGCAAAUUUUGACACUGAUAAAAGGUUAGUGAUUUAAGCAGCUUAUUAAACCAGUCCAUUAUUUUAUGAUGAGAUACUACAAACCACGCAUGCAGGGACCACUAAAUAAAGAAACUCUUACAGCGGCUUAUUACCUUCUAGACUGUUGCCACGAAGCUCUUUAGAACCCCUAAUGUCAUUGGAUCUUGUUAGCACAAAGAUCUUUUGUUUUAGGGCUAUGGUCCAUUGUUACUGUUGUUUAUAUAUCAUUUUCUCAGCCAGUCCUGUGAGACAUUCCAAAGAGCCUUGUGGCGACCCCUUCUAGACAGCGCAAAUCAUUAUGUUGCUUGCUGUGAAUCGAAUACCAUUGGUUUGGAUACCAAUGAGUGAUGGCACAAAACUGGCAGCUAAACUCUGGAUUCCAGAAUUAUUUGAAAAAAGUAAUGAGAAAGCUACAGAUGCAGAAUGUGAAAAAUAUCCUGCUAUACUAGAAUUUCUUCCCUAUCGUCGUAUGGACUGGUCAGCACGGAGGGAUGAAAAAGGCCAUUCAUAUUUUUGUUCUCAUGGCUAUGUGUGUGUCCGUGUAGACAUGCGGGGAUCUGGGGACUCAGAAGGAUUUAUUUAUGAUGAAUGUGAAAGACAAGAACAUGAAGACUGUUGUGACGUGAUCAACUGGAUUUCGCAGCAAGACUGGUGUACUGGAGAUGUUGGUAAGUUAAAUUUUAGAAUUGAGUUGUGGCUUUACAUUCCCUGUCAACUGGUGAUCACACAAGAACCCCUGGGGAGGGGACUCCAAUAUAAAAAGGGUGUGUGUGCUUGUUGUACCUUUUAG